Molecule: messenger RNA, 6011 nt
Organism: Coturnix japonica (Japanese quail)
Lineage: Eukaryota; Metazoa; Chordata; Aves; Galliformes; Phasianidae
Source: RefSeq, a predicted model, not a curated record
GGUUGUAGUGACGAAAGUGCGAAAGCGGACUCGAAGUAACCAGGCCCCCGCCAUGGCCCGGUUCGGCCCCGCCAUGACCCGGUGAGAAGAUGGAGAACAACCCGGUACCGGCUGGAGCCGAGGAUGGAAGGGGGAGAACCGGGAUCAAACGGGUCACGUUCCCCUGCGAUGAGGACAUCGUGUCCGGGGCCGUGGAGCCCAAGGACCCGUGGAGACACGCCCAAAACGUGACGGUGGAGGAGAUCAUCGCGGCCUACAAGCAGGCCUGCCAGAAGCUGAGCUGCAAGCAGAUCCCCAAACUCCUCAAGCAGAUCCAGGAAUUUAAGGACCUGGCACCCAGGAUAGAUUGUUUGGAUCUCAAAGGGGAGAAGCUGGACUACAAGGCCUGCGAGGCGCUGGAGGAGAUUUUCAAGAGGCUGCAGUUCAAAAUCGUUGACUUGGAACAAACGAGUUUGGAUGAAGACGGCGCCUCGGCGCUGUUUGACAUGAUCGAAUACUACGAGUCGGCCACGCACCUCAACAUCUCCUUCAACAAACACAUCGGGACGCGGGGCUGGCAGGCGGCCGCGCACAUGAUGAGGAAGACCAGCUGCCUCCAUUCCCUGGACGCCCGUGGGACGCCGCUGCUGGAGCCGUCGGCGCCGUUUGUUGCUCGUGCUUUGAGGAUCAGCAGCUCGUUGGUGGUGCUGCACCUGGAGAGCGCCAGCCUCAGCGGGCGGCCACUAAUGCUGCUGGCCACGGCGCUGAAGAUGAACGUGACGCUGCGGGAGCUGUACCUGGCCGACAACAAACUCAACGGGCUCCAGGACGCGGCUCAGCUGGGAAACCUGCUGAAAUUCAACUGCUGCAUCCAGAUCCUGGACCUGCGCAACAACCACAUCCUGGACUCGGGCGUGGCGUACCUGUGUGAGGGGCUCCGUGAGCAGCGCCGUGGGCUGGUGACGUUGGUGCUUUGGAACAACCAGGUGACGCAGGCGGGGACGGCGUAUCUGGGGGUCACGCUGGUGAGUGACCCCGAUGUCAAUCAAGUUCCCUGCUGCGCCUCGACCCUCGACAGGGACCCCAAGAAGGAGGCGGUGAAGAGUUUCCUGGAGACUCAGCGAGCUCUGCUGGCCGAGAUCCAGAGCGGCUGCAAACGGAACUUUGCUUUGGCCCGAGAACGGGACCAGGGGGGGGACACGCAGGACACCCAGGACCCACAACCCAACCUGGACCCACAACCCAACCUGGACCCACAGACCCCACAGGACCCAGAGAACCCACAGGACCCACAGACCCCACAGGACCCAGAGAACCCACAGGACCCACAGACCCCACAGGACCCACAGAACCCACAGGACCCAGAGCACCCACAACCCAACCACGACCCACAACCCAACCGGGACCCACAGGACCCAGAGCACCAACAGGACCUAGAGCACCCAAAGGACCCAACCCCCUCCCAGGACCAACAGGACCCUCAACCCCCCCAGCACCCAAAGCACCCACAGCACCCACAGCACCCACUGCACCCACAGCACCCACAGCACCCAUAGCACCCACAGCACCCAGAGCCCCCCCAGCACCCAAAGGACCCCCAGCCCCCUUGCACAGCCAUAGGGGGGGACAACAUGGGGCUGGGUGGGAUUAGGGGGGGGGACACUAAUGGGGACGACCCCGACAGCAUUAGGGAUGGAGAGAGGAGAGGAGGGGGGAGGGGAGGGGGCAGCGAUUCCAGCUGUGAUAUGGGGGGUGGUGGGGGGGGUGUGAGGGUGGGGGGGGGAAGGACAGAGACCCCCGUGUGCCCCCAUGGGGAGCAGCAGAGAAUCCUGGUCAGCAGCCCCGGGAGGGGACACAAAGUGUUUGUGGUGACACGGGUGGACAGUGGGGACACGGCCAUAAAUAGGGGAGGGGGAACUGGGAUCAAUGGAACUGGGAUCGAUAGUACUGGGGUCAGUGGAACUGGGAUCGAUAGUACUGGGGUGAAAAGAACUGGGAUGGAUAGUAUUGGGGUCAGUGGAACUGGGAUGGAUGGAACUGGGAUCAAUGGAACUGGGAUCGAUAGUAUUGGGGUCAGUGGAACUGGGAUCGAUAGUACUGGGGUGAAAAGAACUGGGAUGGAUGGAAUUGGGAUCAAUAGAACUGGGAUGGAGGGAACUGGGAUCGAUAGAACUGGGAUGGAUGGAACUGGGGUCAAAAGAACUGGGAUGGAUAGUACUGGGAUGGGGGGAACUGGGAUGGAUGGAAUUGGGAUCGAUAGAACUGGGAUGGAUGGAACUGGAAUCAAUAGUACUGGGAUGGAUGGAACUGGGAUGGAGGGAAAUGGGAUCAAUAGAACUGGGAUCGAUAGUAUUGGGGUCAGUGGAACUGGGAUGGAUGGAACUGGGGUCAAAAGAACUGGGAUGGAUGGAAUUGGGAUCGAUAGAACUGGGAUGGAUGGAAUUGGGAUGGAUGGAAUUGGGAUCGAUAGAACUGGGAUCAAUAGAACUGGGAUGGAUGGAAUUGGGAUGGAUGGAAUUGGGGUGGAUGGAAUUGGGAUGGGUAGUACUGGGAUGGACGGUACUGGGACAGCCACCACCAUUGGGAUGACCACUACUGGGAUUAAUGGGGCAGCCACUACUGGGACGGUCGUUACCGGGAUGACCAACACCACCAGUGGGAUGACAGCCACCAACACCAUUGGGGUGACCACCAACACCAGUGGGAUGACCACCAACACCAUUGGGGUGACCACCAACACCAUUGGGGUGACCACCAACACCAUUGGGGUGACCACCAACACCAGUGGGGUGACCACCAACACCAUUGGGAUGGGCACCAACACCAUUGGGGUGGCCACCAACACCAUUGGGGUGGCCACCAGUGGGAUCACGGCCACCAGUGGGUCCAGCACCACCAGUGGGACGGGCAGCAUUGGGAUGAUGGGCAGCAUUGGGAUGGUGACCACCAAUGGGACGGCCAACAACAGCGGGAUGGACAACAAUAGGAUGGACAACAAUGGGAUGGACAACAGUGGGAUGGACAACAACGGGAUGGACAACGAUAGGAUGGACAACAAUGGGAUGGACAACUAUGGGACGGCCAGCAAUAGGAUGGACAACAAUGGGAUGGACAACAACGGGAUGGACAAUGAUGGGAUGGACAACAAUGGGAUGGACAACAAUGGGACGGCCAGCAAUAGGAUGGCCAACAGUGGGACGGCCAAUGAUGGGACGGCUGAUUAUAGGAUGGACAAUGAUGGGACGGCCAGCAAUAGGAUGGACAACUAUGGGAUGAUUGAUGAUGGGACGGCCAACAGUGGGACGGCCAAUGAUGGGAUGGACAACAAUGGGACGGCCAGCAAUAGGAUGGACAACAAUGGGAUGGCCAAUGAUGGGAUGGACAACGAUGGGAUGGACAACAAUGGGACAGUCACUACUAGGAUGGCCAAUGAUGGGAUGGACAACAAUGGGACAGCCAACAAUAGGAUGGACUAUUAUGGGGUGGCCAACACUGGGACAGUCACUACCAGGAUGGCCAACAUUGGGAUGGACAACGAUGGGACGGACAAUGAUGGGAUGGACAACAAUGGGAUGGACAACGAUGGGAUGGACAACAUUGGGAUGGACAACUAUGGGAUGGACAACAUUGGGAUGGACAACUAUGGGAUGGACAACAUUGGGACGGCCAACAAUAGGAUGGACAAUUAUGGGAUGGCCAGCAGCACCGGGGUGGCCGCUGGUGGCCCAGUGCUGCCCAAUGGGCUGAAGGCAGAACUGGGCCGAGCUCUGCCCGACGGUGACGGCAAAGGGGGGAGCUGCGGCGCUGAGCACGAGCUGAGCUGCUGCCGGGACGAGCGGGAUCUGGAGGAGCUGCUGUUCGAGGCCAGCCAGGAUGCGGGGCAGGAGCCGCCAUGACAGCGCCGGGGAUGGGGGAUGGAUUUGGGGUUGGGGUCGGGGUCCGGGUUUGGGCUCAGGUUCCGGGUUCAGGAUCAGGGUCCAGAUUUGGGCUCAGGGUCCAGAUUUAGGAUCAGGGUCCAGAUUUGGGAUCAGGAUCCGGAUUUGGGCUCAGGGUCUGGAUUUGGGAUCAGGGUCCAGAUUUGGGAUCAGGAUCCGGAUUUGGGAUCAGGGUCUGGAUUUAGGAUCAGGGUCCAGAUUUGGGCUCAGGGUCUGGGUUCAGGAUCAGGGUCCGGAUUUGAGCUCAGGGUCCGGAUUUGGGGUUGGGGUCUGGAUUUGGGCUUAGGGUCUGGGUUUGUGAUCAGGAUCCAGACUUAGGAUCAGGGUCGGGUUCGGGAUCAGGGCCCAGAUUUGGGCUCAGGGUCCAGAUUUGGGCUCAGGGUCCGGAUUUGGGAUCAGGGUCUGGAUUUAGGAUCAGGGUCUGGAUUUGGGAUUGGGGUCCGGAUUUGGGAUCAGGGUCUGGAUUUAGGAUCAGGGUCCGGGUUUGGGAUCAGGGUCCAGGUUUGGGAUCGGGGUCCAGGCUUGGGGUCAGGGUCUGGAUUUAGACUCGGGGUCCGGAUUUGGGCUCAGGGUCCAGAUUUAGGAUCAAGGUCCAGGUUCGGGAUCAGGGUCCAGAUUUGGGCUCAGGGUCUGGGUUUGUGAUCAGGAUCUAGACUUAGGAUCAGGGUUUGGGUUCAGGAUCAGGGCCCAGAUUUGGGAUCAGGAUCCGGAUUUGGGAUCAGGGUCUGGAUUUGGGAUUGGGGUCCAGGUUCGGGAUCAGGGUCUGGGUUUGGGAUCAGGAUCCAGACUUAGGAUCAGGGUCCAGAUUUGGGCUCAGGAUCCAGGUUUGGGGUUGGGAAUCCAGAUUUGGGCUCAGGGUCUGGAUUUAGGAUCAAGGUCCAGGUUCGGGAUCAGUGUCUGGAUUUGGGCUCAGGGUCUGGAUUUAGGAUCAGGAUUGAGAUAUGGGCUCAGGGUCUGGAUUUGGGAUCGGGGUCCAGAUUUGGGCUCAGGGUCUGGGUUUAGGAUCAUGGUCUGGGUUUGGGGGUCCAGAUUUGGGCUCUGGUUCCAGCACUGGGAUCUGCUGUGGGGUCUCAGGGGCCCCAAAUAGUUCCUGGUCCCAAUGGGGUCCCCAUAAUGUCCCCAAUGGUCCCCAGUGGGGUCCCCAAUGGUGUCCCCAUAAUGUCCCCAAUGGUCCCCAAUGGUGUCCCCAUAAUGUCCCCAAUGGGGUCCCCAAGGAGAUGCCGCCAUGUCACCAACGGGAUGUCACCACAUCCCCUAAAGGGUGACAUGGUCCCCAUAGGGUGACCCUGACCCCAAUGUAGGUGACCCUGACCCCAAUGUUGGUGACCCUGAUCCUAAAGGGUGACCCUGACCCCAUUGUUAAUGGCUCUGACCCUAAAUGUGAGCCUGACCCCAAAGAGCGACGCCAUCCCCCAUUGGUGACACCGUCCCUUAAGGGUGACCCUGACCUUAAAGGGUGACCCUGACCCCAUUGUUAAUGGCUCUGACCCUAAUGUUGGUGACCCUGACCCUAAAGUGUGACACCAUCCCCAUAGGGUGACCCCAACCCCAAAGGAGACCCUGACCCCAAUGUUGAUGGCUCUGACCCUAAAGAUGACCCCGACCCCAGUGUUGGCAACCCUGACCCCAUAGGGUGACCCUGACCCCAUAGGGUGACCCUGACCCCAAAGAGCGACACCAUCCCCCAUUGGUGACAUGGACCCUAAAGAUGACCCUGACCCCAAUGUUGGUGACCCUGACCCCAAAGAUGACGCUGACCCUAAAGAUGAUCCUGACCCUAAAGGUGACUGAUCCUAAAGGUGACCCUGACCCCAAUGUUGGUGACCCUGACCCUAAAAGUGACCCUGCCCCUCUCAGGCUGUUCUCAGGGGCUGUGGUGUUGGGGGGGGGGUCCAUAUUUGGGGUCAUUUUGGGGUCUUUAUUUGGGGUCUUUAUUUGGGGUCCUUAUAUGGGCUCUUUAUUUGGGGUCUUUAUUUGGUGUGAGGGGGGAAGGAUUCGAUUUUUGUCCUUUUCUUGCUGUUUAUUUUGCUCCUUUUUGGGGUUUUUUGGGUGUUAUUUUUUUUUCCCCAUCCAGAAGUGCAAUAAAUGGGGGGGGGU